Molecule: messenger RNA, 2617 nt
Organism: Scylla paramamosain (green mud crab)
Lineage: Eukaryota; Metazoa; Arthropoda; Malacostraca; Decapoda; Portunidae
Product: histidine-rich glycoprotein-like
Exons: 3
Coding region: 667-1506 (279 amino acids)
Source: RefSeq, a predicted model, not a curated record
CGGAGCGAAUAAAAAGGGAGAAAGAAAAGUGUGAGAAAAUAUUUCAUAAACAGCUUCGUUAAAGGAAAAAAAAGAAAAUAAUAAAAGUAAUAAUAACAAAAGCAACAACAACAAUAUUCACAUAAAAAGAAAAUAUAUAUACUUAUACUUUCUUUGUCGGGCAUCGAACCAAGAAGAGAGAGAGAAAACAGAGCGGGAGAAAGUAAAAGGACUUAAGGGAACACCACACCGAGAAAAAAAAAAAAAAAGUUUAGGCACUUUAUUUGCGUGCCUUCAGGAUAAGAACUGGAGAAAGGGGAUAGUAGUAGGAGCAGUAGUAAAGACGCAACGAAGAGAGGAGAUAUAGAGAUAGGAGGAGGAGGAGGAAGAGGGAAAGUAGCAGUAGUAUGUAGUAGAAGAGGAGGCACGCGGCAGUGUUGAGUGAGACACGCGCUCAUUCCCACCCAAUCUCACCUCACAGACACACCUACUCAGUCCCUCACUCACGUACAGAUCACCACGCGGACUUUACACGCGGACUGAACCCUUACGUAGCCUCAGUUUCUCACAAUACAUCUUCCUGUUCAAGUGAAGUGCAAAGGAUACGAGAUACUCCAGUUUUUUCAAGUUUCUGCAGGGGAUUCGAGACACUUAAGUUUUACCAAGAGACGCCGGGUUCAUAUCACCAUGGUGUCGCGCGUGGUGGUCAAUGCGAUGGUGAUGGUGGUCAUGGCGGUGGUGGCCCGGAGUCAAAGGCCAUUCAAGGACCACUCCAGAUCAUGGGAUAGUGCUUCUAGACCUCCACUGGGCCACUCAGACGCCCAUUUCAUCCACCAGGAAGGACCGAGAUCAUCUUUUAGCCUGAGAACCUUAUCGCCUCACAAGGACAUCAGUUACCCUCCUCCCCCGGCGCUGCAUCCUUCAGGGCCUGUCUCAUUCUCAGGACUCAAGGAGGAGGAUAUUUUUAGACCCAAACCAAGACCGCUUCGUCCUCCACCAUCACGUCACAAACACCACCACAGUAACGCACCACCACACAAACCACACCACAACCCUCCACCGCCACACAAACUCCACAGUCCUCCACGACACAGUAAACCUCACCACAGCCUACCACCACCACAGAAGCCCCACCACAGCUCUCCACCGCACAAGCCUCCCCACCACAGCCCUCCACCACAGCACAGCGAGCUUCCCCACCACAAUGGUCCACCACAAACUCCACACCGCAAGACUCAUGGAGCUAUCUUCACUACCACAGUUCACGAGCAUAAGAAUGAAGGUCCCGGAGGCUGCCAGACUAAGGAGGGGUUUUAUUUCGCCGGACAGACGUGGUUCGUGAAGGGGUGUCGCAGGCGCAAGUGUAUCCAUUUCAGGGGAAAGUUCCUCACCGAGACGGAUUCGUGUGACUCUGAGAUCUUCAACACCACCUACAGAUGCGUCAUUCAGGUGGACACAACAGCUGACUUCCCUCGCUGCUGUCCAACCUACAAAUGCAACCCCGACAACCUGGGGAACUCAGUGUAGCAUAGUCCCGCCCCUCACAGGAAAUAGAGAAAGAAAAGAGCAUGAACGUAGGGGGAACUGCAGGAUGCUUACACGUGGCAGUCCCUGUAUGAUGCUUGUAUCUGUCCAUCUAGUCUCACCUUAAACUCCUCUCAGUUAUUUCAUAUCUCGACUAUUUUGAACAGUUCUUGUGGAUGUUACUGGUUUUCAUGAGUGUUCUAAUGAUGAUAAUGAUAGUUAAACAAGAGUUCUGCAUCAUUAGUUAGAAAAAAGACCCAUGAAAACCCAACUAAUCAUCUCCGUGGUGAGGGAACCAAGCGUUUCAAGACAAGGGCCAAGCCUAUUCCACUCCAGUAUUUCAGUUCAGUUUAGUUUUUUUUUUUCUUCUUCUUUUAUUUAAACAAUACAUGCAGACGUUGUGAUGCUGAUCAUAUCCAGUGGCAGUACAUGCAAUUGAUCCCUUGAAACAUUUAAAAACUCUUAUCUUACUCGCAUUCACCUAUACAUUUUGAGUCUGCCCUUAAAAGUUCUUUCAGUUUUAGUUUCCUUUGGUAAUAGUUUCUGUUACAAUAACAAUCAAGGGUUUAUAAAUUCCUAUUGAUUAGUUAUGUUCGUAAGAAUACAUGCAAUUCUAUGCAAAAUUAUAGAAUAUUAGUAAGCACAUAAGUAAAUAUACGUUGAUUCUCAAAAAAUAAGCCAAACAGUUUUAGCAAGGAUAUAAAUUAAUGUUCAUACCUUUAAUAAUGAAGAAAUGUGAAAUAGAUUAAUUAUCAAUGCUAUUAUUAAGGCGUGUGAAAUGAAAUAUAUUAAUUAAUUAAUCAGUUAAUUAAUUAAGAAUAUAAUUAUGUGUUGUGCGGGAGUGAGAGUGAAGAAAUUGCCAUAUCAUAGUGCUGGGAAAUGAACAAGUUUUUUUUUAUUUAUUUUUAUAACUGCCUGUUGAGCAGCUUUCUAUCUAUCUACUUUGCUUUUAUUUGUUACGCCACAGUGUGUGUGUGUGUGUGUGUGUGUGUGAGCUUAAGAAUUAUAGAUAGCUUAUUUAUAACCCAACGGUAUCUGCAAAGUUGUUAUUUAUUUAGUCAAUCGUUUCCGCCUAUUUCCUACUUUAUUUUUGAUAAUAACAUUUACCUAAGCU